AUGACGCUCCUCGCCGCCAUCACCAACCCCACCCCGGCCACCACCGCCGCCCACCUCGUGCUCACCCCCGCGCCGCCGCCGUCGCAGCCGCCGCCGACCUCCUCCGCGCUCCCCACCCCGAUCCCACCCACCGUCUGGUCGCUCUCCCCCGCCGACCCAACCCUCGCCACCGCCGCCUCCUCCCUGGCCGCCUCCCUCUCCGCCUCCUCCCUCACCGCCCCGCGCUUCCGCGCCCUCCUCGCCACCUUCCUCGCCGCCCUCUCCCACUCCCUCUCCCUCCCGCCCCCCUCCCCCAACCUCCCCCUCGCGGUCCGCGCCGCCGCCACCUACCUCCCCGCCACCCUCGCCGCCCUCAUCGCCUCCACUGCAUCCCACCUCUCCGACCACGACGUCGUCCUCGCCCUCGCGGACGCCCGCGCCAUCCCGCACCCGCAGUCCGACCUCCUCGCCACCCUCGCCGACGCCGGCCGCCCCGACCUCCUCUGCGCGGUCCUCCGCCAGGCCGCCGACCUCCGCGCCUCCGAGCUCCUCGCCGCGCUCCGCUGCCUCCUCUCCCCGGCCUCCGACGCCGCCUACGACGCCAUGGCGGCCGUCAAGGGCCGCUGGAAGGACGCCGCGCUGCUCGCCGUCAGCAAGUGCAAGGGCAAGAACGCGGGGAAGAAGGAAACCGCUGCCGCGCGCCAGGCCGCCUUGCUGCUCAUGAUGGGCCACGACGGGUUCACCUCCCCCGAGGUCUGCCUGCACUACCUGCUCGCGUCGAGGGCUGCCGACUCCGUCGACUCUGUGGUCCUCGCCGCGGCCGUGUCCGAGCUGGACGGCGCCGAGGUGGCCGCCCUGUUGAGCUACCUCUCCAAGUGGGUAGGCAAGUACUGGAGGUUCCCGGUGGCGCGGGCUUGCCCGACGGAGAUGCCGGGGCUGGAGCAGUGUGAGAGUGUGCCGUCGCUCGGGGCUGUCACCAGGGCCAUGGGGUUGGUGCUGGACCAGCAUUUCUCCCACCUUGUGCUCAACGCGGAACUGCGGAAGGAGUUGUGUGCCGCGGAGGUGAUGGUGAAAGAGCUGGCUGUCGAGGCCGAAUCUUCCGGUCCGAUCCUCGACUUGCUGCACCGUAUGCAGCAAGCUGUGUGAGAGAUUUGAGUUCUUGCUAGUUCUGAUAUUUUUGUCUGGAAACUUUGGUUGCCGUGAUGAUGAAUUAUGUGCUCUAGAAAAUUGUUGCCAUGUUUGCUAAAUUGUAGUGUUGUUUCUGUUGGCAUUUUACAUGUUCUGUUACUACUAGUUAAACAAAUUUAGAGUCAAUAGUUUCCAUAUCCAAAUCAAAUU
Messenger RNA from Lolium rigidum, 1317 nucleotides. RefSeq lists its product as uncharacterized. NCBI's taxonomy places the organism in Eukaryota, Viridiplantae, Streptophyta, Magnoliopsida, Poales, Poaceae. The transcript has a single exon. The coding region runs from base 1 to 1125 and encodes 374 amino acids. The record is from RefSeq and is a predicted model, not a curated record.